Messenger RNA from Microdochium trichocladiopsis, 2103 nucleotides. RefSeq lists its product as uncharacterized. The coding region runs from base 1 to 2103 and encodes 700 amino acids. Gene Ontology annotation, molecular function: protein binding. The transcript has 4 exons. Lineage: Eukaryota; Fungi; Ascomycota; Sordariomycetes; Xylariales; Microdochiaceae. The record is from RefSeq and is a predicted model, not a curated record.
AUGGCCGAGCCCCAUCCUCCCAAGCCAGCUGUCAGCGUUGUAAAGGACAAGGCGCCAGAUCUGCCCUUUGCAAAACUCGUCAAACUGCGAUUCAAGCACGAUGCCAUCUUAACCGUCCAUGCGUUCAUCCUCCAAUUGAAGCACUUCCCAAAGCCCCAAAACCAGGCAAACGAUCCGCUCGAUGUGAUCGAUUUCAGCUACACGUCCGCUGAAGCCGGACAUGUUCUGAGUCACUACCUGUACAGUCGUACAUGCGACUUUCCAGUGCCUCUAGGAAAUUGCAAGACUGUCGCGGACUACCUCAGCACCGCUCUGGAGCUCCACAUCCUCGCGACACAGUACAAGCUCGAGGCGCUGCUCAACUCUGUGAAAGCUAGAGUUAUCGAGUUCACCAAUAAGAUGCAGCACAAGGAGGUGUUCAAAACAAUCCAUGACUGCUAUACCAACGCGGAUCCAGGUCUCGAUACGAAGUCAUACCUGCGUGACAUCCUCAAGCUGUAUUUAGACAAACAACAUGGUCUGUGGAACUCUGCGGUCUGGGACAUUGUUGAUCAGAUCGGUGUUCACGACGACGCCAGCAGAAGAGCCAUUCCCAUCAAGGAGACAGUGCUCAGCAUCUUGCUCGAGCUGGCGUUGGAAAAAAAGGCCACCGAGGUUCAGGAGCUGCGACGGGUCAUUGCAGAAAAGGAUGCCACCAUUGGCGAGUUGGAAGACAAGAAGCCGUCUGCGUUCCUUGCAAAGCCGACCCAGCCACUAUUUGGUUCGGCGUCAUUUGGUAGUCCACAGUCAACCUUUGGCAUCGCUGCCCAGAGCAGCCGAUUUGGUGCGCAGAACGCCUCGUUUGGUGCUUCCCCGGGCACGCCGAGACCUCAAGGCAGCGCAUUUGGGGCUCCGAACGUCACAAAGGCAAAGGGUGCUCCGCUCGGCAUGCCAGAGACAAGUCCGUCGGAUUUGCCCAACAUUAGCCAAAGCCCUGUGAUGGCGCCCUCCACGACAGACAGCUCCAUCAUGACCCAGUUGGACACCCCUGGGAGCGAGCUGACAGAGCGCGCCGAGCAGACCAUCAUAUGCAACAGGUCAGCGCGCUAUGAUACAACACUUUCGAUGGCCUUUAAGGAUGGCAAGAUACUCCAAGCGCACAGCUUCAUCCUCUCCAAGCUCACGGGCUUACCCUGCGACGUCGAGGGCGACCAACCUCUGCCCAUGCCCGUCCACCUCAACAUCUCCUCACAGGCUGGUCAUAUCCUUGUGCACUACCUCUACAGCGGGGACCUCGAUCUGGACAGUCUUCCAGAGGAUAACGGCUUUGCCGCCCUCGCCUCCCGGCUCGCACAACAAGCCGACGCCAGCACACUACCUGCGACACCUGCAGCAAACAGUAUCGACGCUGCCAAGCUCGUCGUUCUCUUUGAGCUGGCAGCCAAGUCUACAGAGAUCCAUGACCUAGAACUGUUCGACCUGGUGAUCUUCCCAAUGUACGGGCUCAUAUUUUCCCACCUCGGCUUCGUGGCAGUUCUCGAAUGCAUGCGGCGCGCGUUUGCCUGUGGCAUCGACGAUGUGUCUGCCGGAGAAUGGAUCCAGCGCCUCGCCCGCGAGCUGGUCAGCGACUUUAGAAACGACUUUGCGCACCAGUGGGAUGAGGUACGCGCCUUCUCGCGCUCGCUGAUCAGCUCGACCCCACUACUGGGCACCAACAAGAGCUCCAGCGUGGUCGACACGAUGAUCCUCAAAGCACUGCUCGAGGCAGAAAUGGAUGCCACCGACGCGAGAAGCCGAGCCGCCUCCCAACCCGAGAGGGUCACCCUUGCCACCAGCAGCGAGGCCGAGGCCUUCAUCUGCAGCAGCUGCGCCGCGGCACUCGAUGUCAUCAACGGCCGAGGGCCAGCGCAGCUGGACGACAAGGUAUCACAGCUUCGAAGUAUUGUCGCCGAGGCUCGUGGAAUUCUCAGUAGAGCAUACCGGGUACCCAUUGGUGUCCGCAAAGCCCCGUGGGUGGCGGACAAGAGCCGGCUACAGGAGAUCACCUACUUGCUGGAGGAGUUCAUCUUUGACGUGGACAGCCCUGCUGGUGCCAAAGCUUCGAUUGCGCUUCACAGCAAGUGA